Uloborus diversus is the source of this 737-nucleotide messenger RNA. Its product is annotated as calmodulin. Gene Ontology annotation, molecular function: enzyme regulator activity; calcium ion binding. The record is from RefSeq and is a predicted model, not a curated record. NCBI's taxonomy places the organism in Eukaryota, Metazoa, Arthropoda, Arachnida, Araneae, Uloboridae.
AGGAAAUAGUCCGGCUAAUCGAAUGCACUAUAAAACUCAACUGUCGGUUUCAGGACUUUCGUUAUUUGCUGAUUCGAGUAGUUAGGUACAUAGCGUGUCCUAGUAUCCCUGGUUUGCGCGUUUUUUGGCAAAGGACUGGAGUCGUGGAUUAAUACAAUUAAUUCCCACAGUGCUUGAAACUCGUUUGAUGUUUUGUCAUUGCCUUCGCUAGCAGCAGAGCGGUUUAUCUAGUGCGAGUUGUUCCGUGUUUGCGUUCACCGGUUGCUGUAGAUUUGUGUUGUGUUGCUGUUCUGUUUAAUUUCCGUAAUAAAUUAAAAUGGCUGAUCAACUUACAGAAGAACAAAUAGCUGAAUUCAAAGAGGCCUUCUCAUUGUUUGAUAAAGAUGGCGAUGGUACAAUCACAACUAAAGAAUUAGGUACCGUUAUGCGAUCGCUCGGACAGAAUCCUACAGAAGCAGAACUACAAGACAUGAUUAAUGAAGUAGAUGCUGAUGGAAACGGCACAAUAGACUUUCCUGAAUUCCUUACUAUGAUGGCCCGAAAAAUGAAGGAUACAGAUAGCGAGGAGGAAAUUAGGGAAGCCUUCCGUGUCUUUGACAAGGAUGGCAAUGGAUUUAUUAGUGCGGCAGAACUUCGCCAUGUUAUGACAAACCUUGGAGAAAAGCUCACAGAUGAAGAAGUUGACGAAAUGAUCAGGGAAGCAGAUAUAGAUGGAGACGGCCAAGUUAACUAUGAAG